GGGGGGGGGAGAGGAGUAGGAGGGAAUCAAAUACAAACAUACAGCCGUGGAUACGGACGUUAAUACACAAACGCAACGGCACGGGGUGGGGAGAGGUGUUCGGGCGGCAGUCGGGCCGUGUCCGUGCGCGCCCGGUGCGGGAACACGGGAGAUCGCUGUGGGUUCCGCUGGGUUUUUAGCGGGAGCUGCGGGGGCGCUGGGAGGUCGGUGUUGGGAGAAGCAAGAAAUUGAGCGUCGGGCACAGAAUCGGCGUGUGGCGGGAGGAGCGGGGCAGGCUCCGGCAGAGCCCCCCGGCGCGGGCGGCGGAUCGGCUGCGGCCCCGCAAUCGGGAGCAGACACACCACACACACACCCCCCGAGUGCGGCUCCGGGGCCGCGGGGUGAGGAGCCCCUCAGGCAGUGAGAAGCGGCCCCGGUAACUCCGCCGCACCCCCGCGUCCCUCCCUGUACCGGGGACGGGCCCCUCGGCCUCCCCGCAGGAGGUCGGUGUCGGCGGGGCGGCCGGGCCGGCUCCCCCCGGGGCCGAGGGCCGGGCUGUGCCACGGAGGCCGCUCGCCACGGACCCGCAACGCCGAGGAGAACGGAGCUGGAUCCCGCGGAGCCGGCGCGGGGGAGGGAAGGGCGGUUAUCCCUGUCCUGCCCGCCCCGUCGGGAGGAACCGCACGGGCUGUUUGUGCCUCCCCAGGAGCCGGCGGGGAUGUUCGCCCGCGAUCCGCUGUGUCCGACCGACCCCCGACCCGCAGCCGUCUGAAGAUCAUGUACAAAUAAAGGUGCAGAUGCCCUUUAAAAAGAGUAAUAAUGGGACCGGGCAUUCAGAAAUAUCCCUUAUUACUGCACAGAGAGGCGCCAAAAAAGGAAAUCCAAAUCAAUGGAAACCACAAAGGAAUGGUAAAUAAUGGAAAAAGCCAUCCGAGCACCAAAGGACUAAGUAAACCAAUUUCUCAUGUGAAAUCUUCUCGUGGAGGAUUAGGCAAAAAUGUAUCAAGUGCCAUUGAAAAGACUUCCCGGGACACUCAAGAUGGUAACCAACCAAGUAUUCUUAAGAAGGGAAGAAACCAGCUGGAUGACAAUACUCAGUCAAAAAGGAUCACAAGUGUUUGCACACCACUGCACAGAGCACAAGGACCAAAGAGGAGCCUCCCAGAAAGAAGGCAAAAUGAAUCUUUUCUGCACAGGAUCCCUCUGAGCACAAAGGGCAGCACACAGGGGCACUUCUGCAGGGGUGCAGAUGGGCCAAGGCAACAUUUCUAUUGCAGCAAAAAAGAACAGUGGGAAAAGAAUGAUGAGGAACUUGUUGCUGAAGCUGGUCCAUGCUCUUCUAAAUGGCAAGAAGCAUCUGUAGAUGAAAUGUUCCUGGAUUUUGAAUCAGUGCAAAUUAUUAAAGAAGAUGCUGAAGAUGACAGUGCCAGUGAUCUCUCUGACUCAGAAAGGAUUCCCAUUCCCCCGUCUCCCUGCACACCACCAGAGCUCAUUCUCAGAGCUGAAGAAAUCGACCCGGUUUGUUUGGAACACGUUCCCGAUACGGGAUUUAAAGAAUCAGAGUAUUACUACCCAGACUUCCUCCCGCCCCCUUUCAACUCCUGGGACUUGAAGCAGCUGUCCAUCUUUGUUAAUGUGGAGGGUAAAACUGACUUCCGGCCAAAGCCAACAGGAUUUCUUGAGAAGUACAUCGACCGCCUCGUGCAGCUGGAGUGGCUGCAGAUGCAGACUGUGCAGAGUGAGAAGGGCAGGGUGGGCAGAGCCCGGCCCCAGACUGCGCCCGGGCCCCCCCGCACCCUGAAAAGCCCUGGCAAAGCCAAGGCCCUGCUCAGCCCGUUGCCCAACAAGCAAGUGGUUCCCCAGGACGGGGUUCCAAAGCAGCCCAGACGCUGGUUGGGUCCCAGGGGAGAUCCAUACUGUGAAGAAAGUCGCCAGCUGUCCUCUCAGCCAGGCCACUCGAGACUUCCUGAGAGAACAGGACGCACAGUGUCUUCUCAGAGACAAUCUGGUGAAGUGAGGAGUGAACUGAAAAGAACCCCAGGUGCAAGGCAGCAGCUCCUCGGCGUGCAGCCCCCCGAGAGCAGCUCUAAAAUCCAGAGUGUUGGGAACAUCAGACCCCCCAAGCAACCCCCGGUAUUUCAUGGCUCGGCCGCUCCCGUCAAAGGCUUAAAAACACACCCGUGUACAAACGCAAAGAAAAAUGGCAAUGCCAACAAUUAUGUAACUUCUAAAAAGCCAACAGGGGACAGGAAAAUAAAACCAAAUGGCACGAAGCAAACACCCCGCAAAUUUAAAUGAGGAAAAAUUAGUUAGGUAAUGUUGAUGCUUCUUGACUGCAAGAGAGCGUUUGGCCAACGCAGAAGGGUCACGUUUUCUUCUUAGGAAGUUGUGAGAGAGCGCGUUCUCGCUGCACGGCUGGCAGUCAGCGCUGCUCAUCCCAAUGCACUGCUCAUCCCAAUGCAUCCCAUCCAAACCAGCAAAGCCCGCAGGAGAGCUUUCCCCUGAAGGCAAGUGUCUUCCAUUGGUCUUCCCUCAACAACAUCUACAGUUGCUCAAUGAAGAUAACACUAGCAGAGUACGGAAGUUUAGAGAAGGAUAUAACUAUAACGUGUCCUCCUACUUGCAGCAGUUGAAGUCCACUGAAGCCCGUGGUGUGUUUGAGGGAACAGGAUCCACGCUCUCUCUCUUGAGGGGAUGUGCCCUGUGGUGAGGCAGGGGUGAUGGUGGGGUUUGUCGUGGAAAAGGGCUCAACUGUUCUUGGGAAAGAAUGGCGCGUGCUUAUCUAUGCAAAGGCAAACUCUGAUUCUUCACAGAUGAUGAUGAAUUGGAUUUUUUUGAUGAAUUAGAUUUUAUAAGAAGAAUGGAGAUAAUGCUUUGAAAUAUUUUAAUGCGGAAAAGAUUCUUUUUAAGGCAAAAAAAAUGUUAGGGAGCAGACAGCUUCAAUAGUGAGAGAUUAAGAAAAUGGAAUGUGUAUUUUUAUACCCGCUUUCCUGGAAAUUCAUUUUGUAAUCCUUGAUGCUUUUUGUCAUGUAGAGGAAAUGACCAAAUUUCAAAUUGCACAUGGAUAUUUAUGACUAAUGCAAAACGAGGGCAUUGCUAGAGACUCUGCGGCCUGAUCUGCAGAACUGGUAGCUGCUCAAAACAUAAAAAAUAGACUCUUAGGGAAAUGUAAAGGCUAUUUUAAGUUCAAGGAAAGAUAUAUUUUGAUACAAAAGAUCUGUAUUUUCAGUCACCCGAGAUGACUAUUAUUUAUCCCGUGGCCCAGUCAGCCUCAGUUGGCUUGGCCUCUUGUUUCAGGGGUUAGUGAAGUGAUGGGAGAAACACCCUGCAGAGAGGAAUUGUCCCACCAGGGUGGGGUCCUGUCCUUGGCCCCUCGGCUUUCUCUGGUGUCUGUGAGAUGCAGGAGAAUACCAAGUGUAGCUCAGUGAGUGUUCAAGGGUCAGUUCAUCUGUUCCAGCUUCCCAUCAAUCACAGCCGCUGGGACACGGUCUUGUUAAAGAUGAAAUUCCAGAGGGGACUUUGUACUUUCAUUUUAGAAUGAAAUAUGGAGCAGCCUUGAGUUCAUCUGCAGCCACCGGUGGCGGUGAGUGGUUUGUGAGAAGUGACCUGAGGUCUGACAGGCCACAUCUUACACAGGGAUCCUUCAUGUUCUGACAGAAAAUGAAAAAGUAGCAAAUACUGAAGAGUACCUUCUGUAUAUAGUAUAUCCAUCUGCAUAUAUGUAUAUGCACUUCUCUUGUUGAGCUCAUCUUGGGUUUAAGAUGCUUGCCUGUUUCUAUUCUUUCAUUGUGCCUACCAGAUCUUCAGCUUUGUAAAAUUUCAAAGCAUGGAUUUAUACGUAGUUUAAAUUGUGAGAAUAUUAUUAUAUGUAGUAAUAAACUAGAGUAUUUUACAGUACAUGAAAACAUUGCUCAGGAAUAGUCUAAGAAAUAUUUUUAGUGUUUUUUUCCUAGUCUACUGGAGACCAAAUGUGAAAUUUUAAACCGAUAAAGGAAACAAAUGUAAUAUGCAGUAUUAUAUUUCCAUAUUCAGUAUUUGUGAGGUUACAGUUGAAGUGAGGGGUAGUUGCAUGUCCAUUUGGCUCUAUGCAAUUCCAGUGAACCGAGCGGGGGAGCGCGGAGGACGGCAUUCAGCACCAGCAGCUGCAGGGGACCAGCACCUUCCACUGCUGCCCCUUCAUCCCUUUGCUUUGUUCUAGACUCCUCAUCUAUUCCAGCAUUUUUUAGGUGAAAGGUUCUUGCAGCCAGUGCUAGAAUUUCAAACUCGGGCCAAAUUCUACAAGCCUUCAUUAGCCAAGUUUUCCUGAUAGUUAGUGGGACUGCUCUUGCCAAUAAACUCUACUUUAGUGCACGAUUUUAGCACGCUCCUUUAGUGCACUGUUACAAGCACCAAGAGCAAGGUGAGCAGGAUCAAGUCAAUAACCAGCAUAGCAGUUUUUUAAAACAAAAUUUUAAAACAAUUGUUAGAUGCAGUAAUUAAUUUAGCAUGUUGUAUAGCACUGAAUAUUAGUGUCUGCUAAAUCUCCCUCUGAAAUGCUGCUGUCUAUUGAUGCUUUUCCAGGUGACAAGGCGGGCGGGCAUGUACAUACAGACACAAUUUGCAUGAUCACUUUUUAAAGAAUUAACAAAUAGUGUUUCAGUCAGCGUUGACCAGAGCAAAGCUGGGUGGCACUGAGGAAAGCUUUUUCCUGUGGACCUAGGAAAGUUUUGUUUCGAUGUAGUGCUUGUGAUGUGCUGGACAGAAGUGUGCUGUUGGAGACCAGGAAGUUCAGCAGGUGGAGAUGGUGAAUGAUACUUAAAAUAAGCCCAAAUACUUGUUCCGCACUGAGCUCUGGCUGGGAUCUGGCCAAGGAAGUUUGUUUGAUAAUUACACAAGUCUAAUUUUUGUUCAUUGAUUUGAUGCUCCUUACACACUCCUCUUUGUGUACACACGGAAAUAGAAAUUCUGUGUUUGCCUCAACAAACAGCUCUGGCGUGAGCAGACCUGCAGGGCUGGGCUUCAGCCGCAGCUUCUGCUUCCACUUCAAGACUGUGUUCUGGGCCUAUGGAGAAAAAGAGCUCCUUUCAUGAAGAGGACCAUGGUUUGUGUUUUGUUCGUUUUGUAUUGAUGGCUGUUGUCUUUAGAAGCACUUCUGGACGUAGCAGGAGAGUUUAUUCCAUCCAAUACAUUCUGUCUGGAAUUAAAAUGCUUCCCUGGCACAGUGUUUGAGUGGCUAUUGAUGAGUUUUUCCUGAUGUUUAGCAAUUUGCUCAUAUGUUCUUGUGUGUCAACAUUGAAAAUGCUUCUUGAAGAACAAGUUUUCUGUGAAGUGAGAUAUUUAAACAUUUAUUUAUUUAAAUAUAUAUAUUUUUUCUAGAUAAUUUAAAGGUUGAAUGUUCUGCAGUACUACCUACAAAACAAAUAACUCUCAGGUUGUAUUUUAAAUAAAUGGCCAGAUUCUGCUUCAGUUAUACUGGUAUAAAUGUUGAGCAACUCUGUUUUCAGUCAAAUUCCCCUGUUAUAAAGAUGUGAAGACAGAGAAUGUUACUCCAGUAUGUAGAAACGGUUUUUUAAUGUGUCACAUGAAGAAUUUUAAAGCACUGUUUGUUUUUCUCCUGAUGUUUCUUUUUUUCUCCAGAGAGUGUUUUGACAGUUCUUUCAGUCAGUACGUGAUACCUCUUUUGGAGCUGAUAUUAUAGUUGAAAUUUCUACAGUUUGAAAUUGCCUAUAAUGUCAUAUUUUUUGCCUUACUUUAAAGGUAUUGAGCCUUUGUUGCUCCCAUUGGCAUUAGUGGGUUUUCUUCUGAAAAAGAACGAAACAGACCACUGUAUCUGGAAAGACUGGAACUCCAUUAGCUGAGAAUUUUCAGCCCAGCUUUUGAUGUUGUUAAUCAUGUGUUAUUAUUUAUUUGAACUUUUGGUGAAUAUUUUUGCUAGCAAUUCCAUUGGAAAGUGAUCUUGUAAUUCGAAGUUACUGUAUAUUUAUUAUAUUAAAGGUGAGAUACUGCCUGUUC
This is a messenger RNA of Calidris pugnax (ruff), 5970 nucleotides long. RefSeq names its product family with sequence similarity 217 member B (gene FAM217B). Lineage: Eukaryota; Metazoa; Chordata; Aves; Charadriiformes; Scolopacidae. The record is from RefSeq and is a predicted model, not a curated record. The transcript has 4 exons. Bases 799 to 2277 code for a protein of 492 amino acids.